Messenger RNA from Closterium sp. NIES-67, 948 nucleotides. NCBI's taxonomy places the organism in Eukaryota, Viridiplantae, Streptophyta, Zygnematophyceae, Desmidiales, Closteriaceae. The record is from the annotation of a GenBank genome assembly.
CCGCGACAAGUCAGCUACCUGGGUGAUUUGCACAUUUCUCCCGCAAUCUUCUCGCCGCUCACUCAUUUCCGCCCACUCGCCUCUGGCCACUCGCCACUCGCCACUCGCACAUUGGGGAUAUUUGCCGUGCGCCGAGCGGCGUGGACCAGGCGAGCCCGUGUCGCUUCUCCGCUCGCCAGGCCAGUGCAGUGCAUGAUCGCCAUGCCUGCCAGCGGUACCACCAAGAGCACCACCGCCUCACAGCCCUCUGCCGAGAUUCCUCCCACCAACCACACAUGUGAGCUGCGAGUGGCGUGUGGGUCGCCAGAGGAGGCUCUCAUUCUGCGCAACACGCUAGCAGUGGACCGUGAGCUUCAACCAGACAAGCUCGUGCGAGUGAUCAUGGCUGACGGCAGUACGCUCAACAUCUCCUUCUUGUGCCCUGAUGCUCGCCUCCUGCGAGCGGCCUUCAAUGCCUUCAUGGACUCGCUGAUCCUUGCUGCUCGCACCAUUGAAGCGUUUGGCCCGCCUCUUCCCAUGCAACAAGAUUGCAAGUGAAAACUGCAACAAACAAGUCUGCCCGGGAUAAACGCAACAGAUUGCAUGUGAUAACUUCAAACAACCAUGGCUUCAUUGCCAUGGACUUAUUUUCGCUAUUCUUACAUGGAGGGCGAGAUCCAGGCCCCCAAAUUGCUGACUUUUUACUAUGAUUCAGACAUUUUUCAGAGUUUUUUUGGGGGUGUACUCUGUGUUGGGCUGAGAAAAGCCCUUAGGAUCUUUCCAGAGACUAAGUCCCAGUUGAAGAAUGAGACUUGAGUAGUGCAGCGGAAAGCCUGCGACAGAGUCGAGGGCUCGCGCGGAGAUGGCGGCGGCGGGUGCUGGACGGAGACCCAUAGGCCGAGGAUCUGCAGUCCCGUGGGUGUGUGUCGAGGGGAAUUUUCAUUCCCGGAAUAAGCUGCUUCGUCACCA